AUGACGGAAACCAUGUCAUGUUCAAGAAGUUCGCCCCAUCUUCUGGGACCGCUGAGGCAGAGAUCGCGCUUUUGUUUUCUGCCGAGCCUCACCUUUCAUCCGAAAAACCGCUGCAUACCAACCACCGUUCUUGGCGUGCCGGAUGAGGAGGACGUACAGUUGUUAGUAAUGCCCUUGCUCCAGAGUUGGAAAGAGCCAAAGUUCAACACAGUUGGGGAAGUUGUUGACUUCUUCCAUCAAGUCUUUGAGGGACUUCAAUAUAUGCACUCCAAUGGUGUAGCUCACCGAGAUGUCAAGUACAAUAACAUCCUAAUGGACACAACUGGCCUAUAUUCGGUACUUCCACAUCCCUUGAAGACACGGCGAGCGCGUGACUUUCGAUCCACACCCUCACAUAGCACUCAACGCCAGGAGCACCCGAGGUGGGGUGCGGGUGAUAAGUCAAUUCCAGAAUUUGCUGAGGAUGAUCUGUGUGAUCCAUUCGCCGUCGAUGUCUAUUGUCUGGGACACAUGAUACAAUGCGAAUUCCUGGAGGGUGACGAAUUCACGAAACCCAUGAAAGGAUUUGGUUUCAUGCGACGUCUCGUCGGUGAUAUGUGCAAGGAGACUCCAAAGGAGAGACCGACGAUGGAUGAAGUCAUGGAUCGUUCUGAAGAAAUUUGUGUACGCUUGAGUGAUUGGAAGUUACGUUCUCGUGUUGCAAGCAAGAGGGAACUGUGGAUUGUCACAUUCUUGCGAUCCUUCCGUCACCGUCACACACAAAUCAAGCUUGCUCGGCGGGGGACUGCUGCAAUACCCAGCUGGCCUCCAGAACUUGCCAGUCGUCGUCCCCGACUUUUGGAUCGGAUUUUCCCGUGGAGGCGCACAUCUAUAAAAAAAAAGUAG
This is a messenger RNA of Laccaria bicolor S238N-H82, 885 nucleotides long. RefSeq lists its product as uncharacterized. NCBI's taxonomy places the organism in Eukaryota, Fungi, Basidiomycota, Agaricomycetes, Agaricales, Hydnangiaceae. Gene Ontology annotation, molecular function: protein serine/threonine kinase activity; ATP binding. The transcript is spliced from 5 exons. Gene Ontology annotation, biological process: intracellular signal transduction; protein phosphorylation. The coding region runs from base 1 to 885 and encodes 294 amino acids. The record is from RefSeq and is a predicted model, not a curated record.